GUGAAGCGCAUCGACUGUGCGACGGUGACAGAGGAGGACCUGCAGCUUGUAGAGGCAGACUUCUCUUCCAAGUCCAUGAUCGUGUGUGAAUGGUUGGUAUUGUCCCCACUGACCGGCUUUGCCUUCUGGUUCUCCGUGGAGUUCAACAACCAUCCCAGCCCUAUCGCCUCGCCCACCCACUCCCAACCAUCUGCCGCCCCUCCUGCUCCUCCUGCUCCAACCAUUGCUCCCAAUAAGGAAUGCACCCGCUUCCUUGACAUUGAUCUCUCCUACCACAUGUUACCCAUGCUCGGGCCAUCAUGCCAUGGGCAUGCUAUGGGCUCCGGGAAUCUCGAGAAUAUCUCUGAACCUGUCUCGCCGCUCACGCCGCCGUCGCCCCAGACCCCCACCUUCUCUCCGCCCGUCUCUUUCUUCUCCCCGCGUCUCUCCGCGCCCUUCCGCCCGCUCCUCUUCUCCCCGUUCACCUGCGGAACCUCCUCCCCACCCGUGUCUCCCUCCACCUCAACAUCCCGCCACCACCCUUCCAGCAACGACGUUCUAUUCAAAUCCCAGUCCCAGGACCUCCCCACUCCCGCUCUCGAUCCCCCAGAACCGCUUCUGCUGACGCCUCCGUUCCUCACGCCGCAUGACCCCGACGGUCCCAGUUCAACGGCGGCUGGGGGACGAGCCGGGGUGGUGCGCGCUUGCAGGAAUACAUGGGGAGAAAGCGCGGAUGAAGGGGAAUCUACUUCGGGAUUUUCUUCCGGGAAGAGUUCCUCCGGUGGCGGCGGCGGCGGGCGGAAGGUGCGCGGACCAGUAGGCCGUUUACUAUUCGAUGAUGAGGGGGACGGGGAGGAAAGGCGGAAGUGUGCGGGGCGGAAGGAAGUAGAUUUGGUGGUGGAUUCGAAAGAAGAUCCCAGGUCGAGGAAUUCGCAGGCUGCGGAGGGCAAUUCGCAAGGGAGGAAUCUGUCCUGCGAGGUAAAAGUGCAUGCGGGGGGUGUGAGACUCACGAGGGACGACUGCGCGUUGUCCGCAUCUUCCGAGUCUCCGUUUUCGCCGCGUGCACCCGCAGCAGACGCAUCGGCGGCAGGGAAAGCUGCGAACGGCCGUCCGCAGUUCCCGGGCGGGCACGUGGCCGCAGCGGAUAGGUGCCGGGUGCUCGCGGAAGAGACGGCGCGACUGGAGGAGGAGUACGAGGUGGGGGAGUGGCUGGGCAGCGGGCACUUCGGGUGCGUACGGGUGUGCCGGGAGCGGCGCUCGGGCCGCCUGCUGGCGUGCAAGUCGAUCGACAAGUCGAAGCUCAGAUACUGGGAGGACAGGGAGGACGUGCGGCGGGAAGUGGCGGUGAUGUGCGUGGUGGGCGCAGGCGGAAAUGAUGCGGAGAAGGCGGGCGGCGCGGGGAAGACAGCAAAUGGGGGAAACGAAAGUAGCGGAAGGCGCAGCGGAGGGAAGCAGUGCGGAGACGGAAAAGGGGGGUUACGGGAGGCGGAUGCUGACGGGGGAGCGGCGGGCGGAGCGGAGAGUAGAACGGAAGGCGGAGAGGACGGCGGAGCGUGGGGCGGAGAAGGCGGCGGGUGCGUGCGGCUGCACGGCGUGUUGGAGGACGGCGCGGCGGUGCAUCUGAUCAUGGACCUGUGCGCGGGGGGCGAGCUCUUCGACACUGUCGUGUCGCGCGGGCGACUCGCGGAAGACGAGGCCCGACACGUCAUGGCGCAGGUGGCAGCAGCGGUGCGGCACUGCCACGCGCUGGGUGUGCUGCAUCGCGACCUCAAGCCGGAAAACAUCCUGCUUCAACUCCACCACUCGCUCACUCCCUCCCGCCCUCCCUCCGCCAACGGACCCACCCUCCCCUCCUCCUCCUCCUCUCCCUCUUCCUACUCCCCUUCCGCGUCCUCCAACGAUUUUGCCGAUUCCCCCUCGUCCGCGGCCUCGUGCCACCCGCUGCCCGCUCAAAGCAACGCUAGCUCCGCGCGCCGCUCGCACCCGUCCCUCCUUUCCCCCAACAUCCGCGUGAGACUCGCGGAUUUCGGGCUCUCCGUGUUCCUGCCCCCCGGGCAGCUAGUAAAAGGUUUAGCGGGCAGCCCGUACUAUCUGGCGCCAGAGGUUCCGAGCGGGUGGUACGGGUUCCCGGCAGACAUAUGGAGCCUUGGCGUGGUGCUGUUCCUCAUGCUGUCAGGACACGUACCGUACUAUGGGCAGACAGACGCGGAGAUUCUAAGAGCCAUUGCCGUGGGGUCGCUGGAAGGGGAAGAGGAGGAGGACGGGGAGGGGCAAGCGGAAGGGGAAGGGGAAAGGGGACAGGUGGUGGGAGAGGUGGGGAAGGUGGAGAGGAAAGCGGGCAGGGGGAAGGAGAGGAAGGGGGUGUGGAAGAGGAUGUGUGGGGAGGAGUGGGCGGGGGUGAGCGAGGAGGCGAAGGAGUUGGUGGCGUGGAUGCUGAGGCGGCGACCGGAGGAGAGGCCUACUGCACAGCAGGUGCUGCUGCACCCGUGGAUGCAAAUGAGAGGCACGGGGGGGAUAGGUGCAAGGGAGGAUGGGCAGAGUGCGGGGGCGCGUGUGGAAGAGGUUGGUGGAGGGAAAGGUGCAGGAAACGCAACUAGGUCUGCGCUGUCCCCGUCCCCUUUACAAGGCGCUGCGAUACAAGGGUGUGUUGAGCCGCCAGUGCUGCACGCCCUGUUGGUUUGCUCCGGUCCUGAGCUUGGAGAAGAGUCUAGUGGGGUGGCGAGCGGUGCAGGGGAAGAGAGAGGGGUGGAGUGGAGUGGAGAUGUGGCUGUCGUUCAGGAGGAGGCAAUGGUGGAAUGGAGUAGCGGGGAGGUAGAGUGGAGAGGGGAGCAGGAGGAGUUGGAGGAAGCAGAUGGAGGGGAGGAUAUGUGGGAGAGAAUUGAGUUGUCGGAGAGUGACGGGGACAGCUGCAGGAGCAUCAGCAGUGUAUGUGUGGGUGGUGGAUAUGCGAGUUGCAGUGCUGAUGCAAGUGAAGCAACUGUGGUGCAGGACUCGAAUGGUGACCACAGCAGCCGCCUCGGGGAAGAAGAGUGGCAGGAGCAGCAGGAGCAGCAAGGGCGGCAGCAGGGAGAGUUCGCCAAGAGCAGCGGUGGCAGCAGUGGGAGCAGUGGUGGCAGCAGUGAGAGCCGCCGUUGUGGGAUGGGCGCAGUUGCCACGGUCGAGGGAGGUGUAGUGGCGGAGGGUGCAGUGGUGAAGGGAGUGGUGGACGGAGCAGUGGUGCAAGGGCAGACACAUGAUGUGGGAGCCCACAGCAGUUCUCCUCCAGAUAAUGUUUCUCGUGAGUUUCCUGCUGUGACCCUACCUCUCCACCCUUUGCUUCCGGUUCCCGUUAUCUUCGUGUUCUUUCCUGCGCACUAUGCGGGGCGGGUGGUGGCGCUGGUGAGUGGGGCGAGCAGGGGCAGCGAGGCGGCGUGGAGGGCGUUUCUCGCGCAGCUCACAGAGACCAUCUUCUUCAUGGCUGCCUCUGUUGUGCUGGGGGCGGUGGGCACUAUGGUGCGGACGUUCCUCUUCUCAUCUGCCAGUGAGCGCGUAGCGGCGCACAUCAAGACCAAGCUCUUCCGAUGCCUGCUCGCCCAGGACAUGGCACUGUACGACAGUGUGCGGGUGGGCGAGGUGGCAAGGCGGCUGACAGACGACACGGGGCUGGUGAGGAGCGCGCUGGGCACGGGCACACCAGAGGGCCUGCGCUCCCUCUCCACUGCUGCCUGCGGCCUGCUGCUCAUGCUCGCCAUCUCGCCCACUCUCACAGUGCUGGCGCUCGUGGUGCUGGUGCCCGUGGCAGUGGCAGUGCGGCACUACAGUUACGCCAUUAGAGCCCUGGCCAGGGACGCCCAUGCUGCUGCUGCCACUGCUGCCGCCGUCGCAGAGGAAGUGCUGCAGGGCAUUCGCAUGGUGCGGUGUUUCUCGCAGCAAGAGUGGGAGCACAACCGCUUCGCACUGCUCACUAGACACUGCAUGCACAUGGGCGUCACACUCGCGUUCCGAGUGGGGCUGUUAUCAGGAGCAGUGUAUGCGGGUGCAGGGCUGGCAGUGGUGGUGGUGUUCGCGUAUGGAGCAUACCUGUCAGCCGCGGGAGCCAUGGACAUAGGGGACCUCGCAUGCUUCAUACUCAUUGCUGCCACCGUGGGCAUGUCCGUGGCAAAUCUAAGUGGCAUAUACGGCACGAUGGUGAGGGCGAUGGGGGCAGCGGAGAGGGUGCUGCUCAUGCUCAACAUGCACCCGCGCAUGCCACCCCAUGGCAACCGAUGCCCUCCCAUGGGCGGAGAGGGGCCAUGCCUGCUGUUUGACAGAGUGUGGUUCGCAUACCCCUCGCGACCGGAGCACUGGGUUAUCAAGGGUCUCCAACUCGCGUUGCCAUGGGGGCAUACAGUCGCUCUUGUGGGGGUCAGUGGAGGGGGCAAGUCCACUCUGCUGUCACUAGCGCUGCGCCUGUACGACCCCAGUGCGGGCCGCAUUCUGCUGGCAGGCGUGCCACUGCCUGACAUCGACAGCAACUACCUCCACUCCAAGGUGUCAGUGGUAUGGCAGGAGCCGCUGCUGGUGAGCCGUUCAGUGGCGGCCAACAUCAGUUACGGCGUUACCACCCCCGUGCCCCUCUCAGCCAUCCAACGCGCCGCCACCAUCGCCAACGCUCACCACUUCAUCUGCGCUCUGCCGCACGGGUACGACACGGAGGUGGGGGAGAGGGGCGUGCGGCUGACAGGGGGGCAGCGGCAGCGCAUCGCCAUAGCACGUGCAGUCCUGCUGGAUCCACAGCUGCUGCUGCUGGAUGAGGGCACGGCCAAGAGUGAUGCUGAUAGCGAGCAUCUCGUGCAGGCAGCUAUGGACGAGCUCAUGAAAGGCCGCACAGUACUAGUGAUAGCGCACCGGCUCUCUACAGUCAAGGCGGCACACACAGUGGCAGUGGUGGCGGGGGGAGAGGUGGUGGAGAAGGGCGGGCAUGAGGAGCUGGUGAGCACAGGGGGCAUGUAUGCCCGCCUCGCAGGGGAGAGGGGCGAAGGAGAAGGGGAAAGUGAAGGGCACAGGCAAGGGGGAGGGGGAGGCCAAGUGGGAGGGGGAGGCCAAGGGGGUGGGGGAGGCCAAAGGGGAGGGGGAAGCCAACGGGAAGGGGGAGGGCAAUGGGGAGGGAGAGGGGAAGAGGAAGGGAGAGGGGGAGGGCAAAGGGGAGGGAGAUGGGAAGGGCAAGGGAGAGGGGAAGAGGAGGAAGGGAAACGUGUGGGCUUGAGGCAGUUGGGUGACACUCGUUCAUGGCAACACUUACUGUCACUGCAGCGCCAUUACUCCAACAUCCCCUCCCACAACCCUCCGCCCGCCACUCCCUCAACCUCAUCCCCCGUGCAGCCGUUGUCCCACCACACUCUCCGCUCCUCCUCCCUCACCAUCCCCUUCCUUUCCCUCUCCGCUGACGUCAGCCCUCAACCUGCCUCCUCCUCCUAUUACUCGUCUCCUUCCUCUCCUCCCUGUGCGCCCCCAAGCCAUGCAACCGGUACCACUGGCUUUGCAAGUGCCAGGAUUGAGGCGUCUCAACGCUCUGAGAGCUCCACACCACCAACCAUCUCACCUCCUCAUCUCUCCAACCCUCUGCCUUCUCCCCCUCCCCUUCUCCCGUCCCUUACCUUUCCUCCUCCCCUUCCACAUCCCCAUUCUCCUCCCCAUCAUCUCCCCCCAUGCCCUUCCUCUCUUCGCGUCCCUUUCAUGGCAUCUCCACAUUACUCGCUUCAGGCCAACCACUCGGCCCUUUCUUCUCUUCCACUUUCUCCUCCUCUCUAUCACUCAUAUCCUCUUCCAUAUCCGCUUCUAUUUCCUCUUCCGUCUCCCUCCCCUCCUCAUCCCUCCCACAUUCCUCCACUUUCGCUCCCCAUUUCCUUCUCCCUGCCUCCUCCCUCCCUGCCUCCUCCUUCCCAGCCUCAGCACUCUCUUCCUUACCCCUUCUACCAUCCUCUCUUUCCUCUCCUUUCCAUCCUGGACCUCUCCUCUCCUCUCACACCCGGCCUUGGGGAUUAUUCCUCUUUCAGCAUGUCCCCCACCAUCUCUCCCGCCAUCCCCCCCACCAUCCCCCCCACCACCCCUCCCACCACCCCUCCCACCAUCCCCCCCACUCUCCCUCCCUUUACCUCUGUCUAUAUCCCGCCUGCCAUCCCUCGUUCCACUCCUCUCAGCACCUCAGCAACCCUCUCGACCUCCCACAUGCCCUUCCCUCCUACCAGCACCUUGCACUCUCAAGGCCCCUAUUCUCUAGCGCCCUCUGCCCAAUUCUUUUCUCCCAGCCGUUCCCCAAUGCUGCCUGUUGCUGCUGCUGGGGCAGAGGCGGAGGAAACGGGUGCAGCAGGGAGUGAUGGAAGUCAGCACCAAGAGGAGGAGGAGGAGGAGGAGGAGGAGGAGGAGGAGGAGGAGGAGGAGGAGGAGGAGGAGGAGGAGGAGGAGGAGGAGGAGGAGGAGGAGGAGGAGGAAGAGGAAGAGGAGGAGAAGGAGCAGCAGAGGCAAUAG
This is a messenger RNA of Closterium sp. Naga37s-1, 6465 nucleotides long. NCBI's taxonomy places the organism in Eukaryota, Viridiplantae, Streptophyta, Zygnematophyceae, Desmidiales, Closteriaceae. The record is from the annotation of a GenBank genome assembly.